Molecule: messenger RNA, 1734 nt
Organism: Nyctereutes procyonoides (raccoon dog)
Lineage: Eukaryota; Metazoa; Chordata; Mammalia; Carnivora; Canidae
Gene: ADAD1
Product: adenosine deaminase domain containing 1
Exons: 11
Coding region: 1-1734 (577 amino acids)
Biological process (GO): RNA processing; adenosine to inosine editing
Cellular component (GO): nucleolus; cytoplasm
Molecular function (GO): tRNA-specific adenosine deaminase activity; double-stranded RNA binding; double-stranded RNA adenosine deaminase activity
Source: RefSeq, a predicted model, not a curated record
AUGUCUGGCAACAACGACUGGUUUCAGAGUUCCCGGGUCCCUAGCUUCGCUCAGAUGCUGAAGAAGAACUUGCCAGUUCAGCCCUCAGCCCAGACGGUAACUACGCCCACAGGAUAUUCUUCAGAAAGUCACAGCCUGUCGAAUAUGGCUUCCAAGGUUACGCAAGUGACGGGUAAUUAUCCAGAGCCAUUGCUUUCCAAAGGUCUUUCAUCUAUUUCAAAUCCUGUCCUUCCUCCAAAAAAAAUACCUAAAGAGUUCAUAAUGAAAUACAAACGUGGAGAGAUAAAUCCUGUGUCAGCUUUGCACCAGUUUGCACAAAUGCAGCGGGUUCACCUUGACCUUAAGGAAACAGUAACAACAGGUAAUGUUAUGGGACCUUAUUUUGCUUUUUGUGCUGUGGUGGAUGGUAUUCAAUAUAAGACUGGACUGGGACAAAAUAAAAAGGAGUCUAGAUCGAAUGCAGCAAAAUUAGCUCUUGAUGAGCUUCUACAAUUGGAUGAACCUGAACCAAGAAUUUUAGAAACAUCAGGUCCUCCUCCUAUCCCUGCAGAACCUGUUGUUUCACCUGAACCAACAUAUGUCUCAAAAGUACAUUAUGAAGGGAGACAUAUUCAGUAUGCAAAGAUAUCACAAAUUGUUAAAGAAACAUUUAAUAAACUAAUUUCUAAUCAUUCCGAAUAUCUGAAAUGUAGCAAUUCAUUGGCUGCUUUUAUAAUUGAAAGAGCUGGACAGCAUGAAGUUGUAGCUAUAGGCACAGGUGAAUACAAUUACAGCCAGUGCAUUAAGCCAAAUGGAAGAGUGUUGCACGACACUCAUGCUGUCGUUACAGCCAGAAGGUCUCUCCUUAGGUACUUUUAUAGACAACUUCUACUCUUCUACAGCAAAAAUCCUGCUAUGAUGGAAAAAUCAAUAUUUUGUACAGAACCAGCUUCUAAUCUACUGACUCUGAAACAGAAUAUCAACAUUUAUCUCUAUAUGAACCAGUUGCCUAAAGGGUCAGCUCAGAUUAAGUCACAAUUGCGUCUUAAUCCACAUUCUAUAUCUGCAUUUGAAGCCAAUGAAGAACUGAGUCUCCAUGUGGCUGUUGAAGGCAAAAUUUAUCUCACUGUCUACUGUCCUGCAGAUGUUGUUAAUAGAGUAAGCAGUAUGUCCUCAAGUGACAAAUUGACAAGAUGGGAAGUGCUUGGUGUACAGGGAGCAUUGCUGAGUCACUUUAUACAGCCAGUUUACAUCAGCAGUAUACUUGUUGGUGAUGGGAAUUGCAGUGAUACUAGAGGUUUAGAAAUUGCUGUAAAGCAACGUGUUGAUGAUGCACUUACUUCAAAACUUCCAAUGUUUUACUUGGUCAACAGACCUCAUGUUAGUUUAGUACCUUCUGCAUAUCCACUGCAAACAAACUUGGAAUAUAAAUCCUUGAGUCUGAAUUGGGCACAGGGGGACAUUUCUUUGGAGAUUGUGGAUGGCCUGAGUGGAAAGAUCACUGAAAGUUCCCCAUUUAAAAGUGGUGUGUCAAUGGCAAGUCGGCUUUGUAAAGCUGCAAUGUUAAGUCGAUUUAACCUGCUUGCCAAAGAAGCUAAAAAAGAAGAUUUACUUGAGGCUAGUACAUACCAUGCAGCAAAGUGUAUGUCUGGAUCCUAUCAAGAAGCUAAAACUUUGUUGAAAUCCUACUUGCAGCAGCAUGGCUAUGGCUCCUGGAUUGUGAAAUCUCCCUGUAUAGAACAAUUUAGUAUGUGA